AUGCCUUCCAAGACCAACGACAAGUACACGGAUCCAGAGCUUCGCGAUGAGGUCAAGGAAGAGAUCCAGGCUGGCGACAAAGGAGGUGCACCCGGCCAAUGGUCGGCUCGGAAGGCGCAGAUGAUGGCCUCUGAAUAUAAGAAGCGCGGCGGUGACUACACCACAGACAAGAAGGACGAGAGCGCAAGGCACCUUGACCAGUGGAAAGAAGAGGAAUGGCAGACGAAGGAAGGCAACGGAAGCGCAAAGGAUGAAAAUGGCUUAGAACAUCGGUACCUGCCGAAGAAGGCCUGGGAACAAAUGAGUGAGAAGGAGAAGGAAGAGACAGAUGCGAAGAAGCAAGAAGGAAGUGAAGAGGGCAAGCAACACGUCGCCAACACCUCGAAGGCUGCGCACGCCAGGAAAGAUGCUAGCAAAGACGACAAGACCAAUGGGGAUACCAAGAUCGAAAAGAAGAGUAAUACGGAUUGCACCACGCAAUGGGACGACCCGGAUCACAUGGAGAACGACCAACGAGAAUACCAGAAGUUUCUUGAGUCCAACCGCAAGUCUAGGAGCCCAUCUCAAGACGAUCACCCGGGCAAGAAGCGUGGACGCGGUGCAAAUGCAGAGGUUCCGAAUAAGAAACAGAAGGGUGCAGGUGGAAAGCGCGGUGAACCGAUUGGAGCUGCCGGCGACAAGACUCGGGUACCGAAGAAGGGCCAGAAAGUUCAAUGGCACUCGCUGCCUGGCUAUGUCAACGGUGAAGUUGUUGAGGUUGUGUAUGAGGAAAAGACGGUUGACGGAAAGAGCGUCAAGGCGAGCAAGGAGGACCCCAGGGUGGUACUGAGGAGCGAUUCGUCAGGAAAAAUCUGUGUGCACAAGCCGGAGGCAGUGUAUUUUGAUUAG
Messenger RNA from Alternaria atra, 888 nucleotides. RefSeq lists its product as uncharacterized. NCBI's taxonomy places the organism in Eukaryota, Fungi, Ascomycota, Dothideomycetes, Pleosporales, Pleosporaceae. The record is from RefSeq and is a predicted model, not a curated record. The coding region runs from base 1 to 888 and encodes 295 amino acids. The transcript is spliced from 2 exons.